Messenger RNA from Vicia villosa (hairy vetch), 2129 nucleotides. RefSeq lists its product as uncharacterized. The transcript is spliced from 13 exons. Lineage: Eukaryota; Viridiplantae; Streptophyta; Magnoliopsida; Fabales; Fabaceae. The record is from RefSeq and is a predicted model, not a curated record. The coding region runs from base 391 to 1686 and encodes 431 amino acids.
CGGAAGCUUGUAUCUGAGAGUGUUCAAAGUAAAGUGAAAAACCAAUGCUAACAUUCCCUCUUGAUUAUUAUUAAUUAUUUUAAACUUAUUUUUUAAUAAUAAAAUUAAAGUAAAUAACAAAAUAAAAUGGUACCAAGAGUCGUUAACCGACCACGGUGGCAUGCAGUUAAUCCCUAUGAAAUGAUCUUUUGCCAUACAAAAAAGUUGUUAAGGAUAAUUUUCAACUUAACGAAAAUUUACUCAAACACCUCAUUCCUAGCAACGGUUAUUCACCUUAUUAUUAUUAUAAUCUAUAAUCAAUUCUUCCAUUGUUAAUGCUUUUGGUUGCAAAAAUUCAUUCAUCAUCAUCUCUUUCUGGUUUCCCUAUCACAUUGCCAUUGUCUUUGGAGGAUGGCUGCUAGCUUCACCUAUUGGGAUGAUUGUGUUGAUCCUGAGGAUCUAGAGGCAAUGUGGAAUGUACCUGAAGUUAGCGUCGAGUGGUUAAAAGCUGGCGAGGAGCAAGGUCAGAAAGUUCACCUCUCUCGCGAUCCUGAUGGACAGCCGUAUUUAACACAGACGGAAAUGAGGGCUGUAGCUGACAUUGUUAUUAACCGGCACUUUCAGUCGGAAAUAAAUCCCGGCAUGAUUUGUGCUAUUGCUGAACUCGAAAGUGACAGGAUCCUACUUCUUACGAACACUGGCCGCAAAUCUAAAGAGCCUAAUGUAGGGCUUAUGCAACUUCUACCAAAAACCGCGCAAUGGUUGAUAAGUGGAUUAGGUUAUAGUUCAUAUGCGGCGGAAGAUAAUAUAGAAUACCUAUUCAAACCUUUUGUAAAUGUAUAUCUCGCGGCUGCCUAUCUUAAAUGGCUGUCAUGCUUCGAUAACAAACAAAGAGAUGAAGAGUUUAUUGUAAGAGCAUAUAAAGGCGGUACGAAGAAGGCAACUCACAAAUCAACGCUGCGUUAUUGGAAAAGCUACCUUGCUGUCAAAGAAAGUUUUCCAUGCAGAAAAUCCGUCGAUGAUAGUCCUCCAUCGAACUAUGCUGGGGCUCCCGUUCAUUCUCAUACCGGAUCUCCUAUACAUUCAGCACAAUCAAAAGAUGCAAAUGAUGAUACUUAUUGGGAUUCCAGAACAUCUCUGGAAGACAUGGAAGCUAUGUGGAAUCAUCCUGCAGUCCGAAAAGUAUGGAAUAAGUCCAAACAAAAACGCGGAAAGGUGCGUUUUUCUCAAGAUGAAAAAAAGAGACCGUAUCUUUCCCGCGUGGAAAUGAAGGCAGUUGCAGAUAUAGUUCUAAUCAAAUACCUCAGCAAACCAAAAACUAAAUCGACAGUACUUUGUGCCAUUGGAGAGGUUGCUAGCAUGCGCUUUGUACACGGAGUUGGACCGAGGCCUGGAAUAAUGGGGAUCGACUAUUCCACUGCUUUUUGGCUUUACUUGGAAUUAGGCUUCAGAGCUUACAAACUUGAAUCUGUUGAAGAUCUCAGCAAUCCGUUCGUGUCCAUGUAUUUCGGUGCUGCUUAUGUGGCAUGGUUAUCAGAAUACGAAGGAAGGGAAAGAACUCCGGAUUUUUUCGUUCAGGCAUAUUUUGUAGGACCGAAAAACGUGAACCCUCAGGAUACAAGCACUCUUUGGCUAAAAUAUGAGGAAGUUCACAGUAAAUAUGAAGAAGAAAGAAAAAAGCACGGCGAAAGCUGCUCCAUUAUGUAACCUGAUAAUGGCGUAGCGAUUCUAGAUUUCGAGGAUCUAUCCGAAGUUGAGUUGUGUUUAUCUUGUGUUAUUUGAGACUAUCUGAUUGGCGUGCUAUAGAAAAGGAAUCGAGAAAUGGAAGAAAGAAGGAAAGGAAAGAAACUUGCAUUCCAAGAAAUUAAAAAUACUUCUUGUAUAGAACUGAUUGUAUAGUCUAUUUGUUUUAGAUUGAUGCUUCAAAAGCAAUUUCAUCAGAAGCAAGAAAAAUAUGUUGCAAUGAUAAGAGUUUGUCCACUAGUCAUAGUCAAUUCAAUGCAAAUUCAGUUGUUACUCCAUUGCAGAAAAACAGAAAGAAUGCAAUUUAGGAUGUUACAAUAGCUCAAACUAUUACAUUGGAAAAUAAAAUGAGUGCUGUAUGAAUAAAUUAUGCUUAACUUUUAUUUAAUGACUCAUGAAUGAGCUAU